Meleagris gallopavo (turkey) is the source of this 2775-nucleotide messenger RNA. NCBI's taxonomy places the organism in Eukaryota, Metazoa, Chordata, Aves, Galliformes, Phasianidae. The record is from RefSeq and is a predicted model, not a curated record.
CUUAGAUAUCAGUUUCAUAAUAUAAUGCACCCCAGUUUUGGCCUAAUUUCUGCAGAAAGUGGGCAUGCUGUGGGUACAAUAACCAUUGUCACAUGUGCUUUUUCUUCCAAACUGAUGAUGUUAGCAAAAUCUCUCUCUCUCCCUCCCCUCUACCCACCAGCAGCUCCUCAGAACAGUUCUUCAAGCUAACUGUAAUCAAUGCUCAUUUUAGCUGAGAUCCAGCACUGCCUGGUUAAUGCGGGCGAUGUAGGAUGUGGAGUGUUUGAGUGCUUUGAGAACAAUUCUUGUGAGAUCCGAGGCUUACAUGAGAUCUGCAUGACUUUCCUGCACAACGCUGGAAAAUUCGAUGCCCAGGGAAAAUCCUUCAUUAAAGAUGCUCUGAAGUGUAAGGCUCAUGCCUUGAGGCAUAAAUUCAGCUGCAUCAGCCGUAAGUGCCCAGCCAUUAAAGAGAUGGUGUUCCAGUUACAGCGGGAGUGCUACCUGAAGCAUGACCUCUGCUCCGCUGCCAAGGAGAACGUCCAGGUCAUUGUGGAGAUGAUUCACUUCAAAGACCUGCUGCAGCAUGAGCCAUAUGUUGACCUAGUGAACAUCCUGCUCACCUGUGGCGAGGAGGUGAAAAAGGCAAUAACAAGAAGCGUCCAGGCCCAAUGCGAACAGAACUGGGGAAGUCUCUGCUCUAUCCUGAGCUUCUGCACCUCCUCCAUGCACGGCGAUGCCAUUCUGGGUCCCGAAAAGAAGACAGGCGAAGCCGGCAAAGCCGCUGCUGGCCGUGGGGAUGUGCUGGUCCCUGCCGAGCCUGAGCACAGGGAGAGCUCGCGAGCAGCCAAGGGAGAGAGAGGUACCAAGGGCCACCUGAACGCCCACGCCCGGGUGAAGGCUGGGGCCCACGGUGCCAAAGGGGCGCAUGGGAUCAUGGACCGGACGGACGAACUGUCCGACUUCUCGGACAUCCGGAGGUGAGAAAAGGCACCAAACCCCCAUCACCCACAUCCUCCCCUUCUGCUGGAACCUUCCUCCGUUGAGUCCAUCUUCCCGUCUACGGACAUUCCAAAGCAUUUCCCAUUCAGAGGUCAAGCACAGGGCAUUGCAAGAUAUAUGGACCUCAGCAACCGUGUAUAUAGUAGCAAAGGGAGAGCAGUGGCAGUGGGUUAUUGAUCCAGCAAACUCAACACUUGAGCAGCUGCCAAAUGUGGCAAAAUGUCUCCAACUAAAUUCUUUUUUCCCCUUUUUUUUUGGGGGGUAGAGAUCAUUGCGUGUUUGUUUGUUUGUUUUCUUCCCCUCGUGGGGAGAAGGUUACGGGAGGGCUCAGGCAGAUGGCACGCAGCCGCUCAUGGCUUAGCACCUCCAAGGGCUCCAAGCGCAGCCUUGUAGCAGAUGGCUGAAUUCCAGAGGGGUUUGGUUUCUGCCUGUGGCCGAGCAGGCAGGAGCUCAAGGUUGUCCGUGACACUCAGCAGUGAAAUAGCCAUCCUGCCUCUGGCACAGGGACUGUGUGGUCUGGAGCUCCAUACUGUCUGCUGAGUGACUCCUGAGCCAUUGUCCCCAUCGGGCAGUGCUGCCGACUUCAAGUACGCCCUAUUUGUUUUUUAACCACUGCAUAACUUGACACUUGCUUAUCCAGUCACUUAUCGAAGGCUUCCAGACAGAGCAGUCUGGUUGUUACUCACCUAGCUCCACAGCAUGGAGGGCCCCCAAGAACUCCUUCACAAACCUCCAAAUCCCCCCACUCAGAUACAGCUCCUCUGCCCUAUGCACAGCCCAAGUGUUAGAGGAAGGGUGCAGGCUCAGACCACGGAGGACUACAUGUACAGUGUUCUUUGCAGGGCUGUGUCAGAAGCCCUUGGAACCUUUCUCCUUAGCUAACAUGGUGUGGUCUGUUGGGAUGUGGAGCCCACUGUAACCCACCUGUCAGCCGUGGUUUAUCAAAAUGCCAAAGAUAGGGAGAGAGGACUGACUUCAUUAAUCGUUGUGACUUACUGGAGGUCAAGAGUGCUAAGAAUUUAUUGUCUCUAAGCAGUUUAUAAGUGUGAGUGAGGUGUUCGGAUGCAUCUCUCCUACCCCCUGCAAUUACAGUUCUCAGGUUGCAGACCUGCAAUCCUUUAUCCCCAGACAGCGUACUGGAUAGGGAGGGGACAGCACCCAUGGGGACACAAGAGUGAGUACUUCAGCUUCCUCUGGAGGCAGAGUGAAUUUUCUUAGAAAGUGGGAAUCGCACCAAGGAUUUGAGCCUUCUUAUUUAGAAAGUUUGGGAGGAGAGCUGUGGGGGCAGGAAGGCAGUUGAGUAGGGACAGAACGUACCCAGCGAACCAGUGUACGUUUGUCGCAUGGUGGGAAGGAGCUAUAUAAACAGUAGAGGGUGUUGGAAUUUGGCUACGAUUUCCAACUCAGAUUUUAGCUACUGCUAAGUGAGCACAGCUCCUAAUAGCUAUAUUCGGGGUUUAAUGCAUGUAUCCACCUGCAGAAUUUAUAGGCAGUACUUUUAAUAGAAGCCAUGUGGGAAGCGAGAGAGAACCGCUAAGUUGAAGAGGUGUCUCUGUGUGAUCACCAGGCCUUUGUUCAAAGUGACCUUGAUCCCAAUGGUUCUAGCUGUGUUCGGUGACAAAGUUUUCAUUCAACUUAGUUGGGAAGACGUGGGAUCAGACCCAAUGCAGUGACAAAGGCUGCCCUGACCCGAGGAGCAGAGCUCCUUCCAGUGAGCGUCCUCUCCCCGUUGGUGGCAUUUGGCCACCAGGUAGAACAAGCUCGAACCAAAAAGACAAUUCAGGCAUUUUAGCACAA